Messenger RNA from Glarea lozoyensis ATCC 20868, 306 nucleotides. RefSeq lists its product as uncharacterized. Bases 1 to 306 code for a protein of 101 amino acids. Lineage: Eukaryota; Fungi; Ascomycota; Leotiomycetes; Helotiales; Helotiaceae. The record is from RefSeq and is a predicted model, not a curated record. The transcript has 2 exons.
AUGCUCGCCCAACUCCUAAUCAACUUCUCCCUCCUGGCCUUCGCCAUGGCAGAGGAAACCCUGACAGCCACCACCCACGGCAACGCCUGGAAAUACGGGUCCGGAGGCGGUCUCAUCGGGUUCAUUGUGUUGAUUUUGGAUAUUCUGGUUUUCAUGGAACUCCUCAAAUCGAACCGUCCACCUUCCCAUAAACUACUCUGGUGUAUCGGUGUCUUCUUGUUCCCGAUCUUGGGGUUGGUCGUGUAUUAUCUUUUCUCCAACCGCGAGGCGCACCAGGGGAGUGGUGGGUAUGAGGCUAUUCCGUAG